GAUCUCUGCAGAGAGAAGAAGAUAAUCACUCUCUGUAUGCCCCCGCACUCGUCGCACGUGUUGCAGCUACUUAACGUCACCUGCUUCUUGCCACUAAAGCGCCUGUAUGGCGAUGAGCAUAUACAAGACUUAGCACGCAAGCACGUCUUCUAUAUUAAUAUAGAAGGCUUUCUCCCUGCCUUUAAGGACGCGUUUUUUAAUAUAUUUAUAGCAGAGAACUGUUGCAAGGCCUUUAAGGCAGCAGGGCUAGUCCCUCUUAACACGCAGGUUGUGUUAGAUCACCUUAAAGUGCACCUGCGUACC
Molecule: messenger RNA, 303 nt
Organism: Didymella exigua CBS 183.55
Lineage: Eukaryota; Fungi; Ascomycota; Dothideomycetes; Pleosporales; Didymellaceae
Exons: 2
Molecular function (GO): nucleic acid binding
Source: RefSeq, a predicted model, not a curated record